Molecule: messenger RNA, 2157 nt
Organism: Adineta ricciae
Lineage: Eukaryota; Metazoa; Rotifera; Eurotatoria; Adinetida; Adinetidae
Source: the annotation of a GenBank genome assembly
AUGACGACAACAACGUCGACCCCAACAAGUUCAGUAGUACCUCCGAUAUCCUCAUUUGAUCCUCAAUUACUCAAACUUCUUGCACGACAUCAUCAUCAUUUCAAUCAACAAUCCGGUGCAAAAGAAUUUCUUCAACAUGCGUUUUAUUUCAACCAUGCUCCACCAAACACCGUCGCUACCCUCUCGCCACGACAUCAUCUUAGCAAUGGUUUAUCGAAAUUGAAUACGGAAAACUCAACACCCAGUCUAAAAUUAUCGACUAAUAAUGGCAAACUUGAUCAACAACAAACAAUAUCACCAACUAAUACUCCUUUAAAAAAAGCGAUUAAUCAACAACAAAGCAAAGAAACACCUCCGUUCGAUCAAUGGCUUCAACCGCCCCUGGGUUCAGUUAUACAGGGUCCACCCUGCAUUCAAGCUGAUGCUGCAUCAACGACGUCAUCAUCAUCAGCAACAGCGGGUUCAAAAUGUGAGACAACAUUAUCAUCAGGCGAGCGAAUCACAUGCUUCGUCGUUGGCGGAGAGAAACGUUUAUGCUUACCGGAGAUUCUAAAUACCGUUUUGAAAGAUUUCUCCUUACAAGAAAUCAAUGCUGCAUGUGAACGUUUACAUAUUUACUGUUCGCGAUGUACAAAUGAACAAUUAGAUAUUCUUAAAAAGACUCAAGUUUUGCCACUGACUGCUCCAUCAUGCGGUUUAAUCACUCAAACAGAUGCCGAACGAUUAUGUGCAAGUCUUUUACAACUACAUUACAAAGGACAAUUGCAUACAAUCAAUUCAUCAACGACAAAUCCAUAUGAACGAUUAUAUUCAAUCAAAGUUCAACAUAAAUGUUUCGGUAAAUGCUCCGGAACAUUGUAUCCGACUUUAUAUAUAGCAACACAAGCAGAAUGUAUUCAAUGUGACACAUGUCAAGCAUUAUUUUCUCCUAAAACCUUCGUUUCACAUGGACAUAAAUCGGAAGAAAAUCGUAUUUGUCAUUGGGGAUUCAAUUCGGAUAAUUGGCGAUCUUAUUUGAAAAUACGUUCGACUGAAGACAUGAAAGCGAGAGAAGAAUUUGAAUUAUUUAAAGAAAGAUUUCUUCAUACAAAUAAUAAUCAUCCACAACAGAAGAAACGUCUCAUUCAACCAUCAGAUUGUUUAAUAUCCAAUGAGAAACGAGCUAAACUAGUUCCAUCAUCCUCAGCUGAUACUGCAUGGCCACACCCAUACAAUCAAAUAAAACGAGAUAAUCCCUACGGAGAUUAUUCAUUUGGAACAGGUUUACCACGCCCAUCAUUAGUUCCCCCACCGUUGCCAUUAGCAUUACCUGUUGAGACGUCGAACAGUUGCCCACGGCCUUCACCAUUACGUGUAGUUCAGUCAAAUUCUCCUCCACCAAAUGAACUCGCUAAUCCAUCGAUUACAAACUUCAAUGAUUUUUCAACUGAUGGUAUUCGACAAAUAGUUGAAUCAACGGUGUCAUCUCCUCGCGCUCGUCAACAAUUAAUCACUUAUAUCUCUCAAUUACAAUUACAUACAUAUACUCAAUCAUCACGAUCAAUAUCAACUAGCGGUGACAAUGAACUAAAUCUUCUACGACGUGAAAACGAAUCGCUUCGCGAACGUUUAUCUAAACUCGAAAGUAAUCAAAUAUCAUCAAAUGCCAGUACAAGUAGUAAUCGAAGUAAAUUUUUAUCCAAUGAUCCAAAUGCUCCACAUGAAUGUCUCGUCGGAGAUUCAGAUGAUAUGGAUUCGAAUGUCUCAUCUCAGAGUACAUCAUCACUUAUCGCACAUGAAACAACAAUUGAACAGCCGAAGUAUUUCGAUCGAAAACGCCGUUUAUUAGCAGCUGAACAGCAAAUCUGCACGUCGGACGUCGACGGAUCAUUACCGAAAAAGUCCAGUCCACAUAAAAAGGCUUGCUUAGAUGAUAUUGUCGAUACAUUAAAUCAAAAAGCACAAGCUGAACAAGAUGAAGAUGAUGAUGAACAAGAAGACGAGAUCACUGAUGAAUAUCGGAUCAAACAGGAAGUGAUUGAUGAGGAAGAAAUGAAUACAGAAACGAAUCCUCUAACUUCCACUCCACCAUCAACAUCAACGGAGCGAGAAGAUAUUGAUGAAGAUGAAGAUAUUGACAUUGAUGAUGUCAAAUUGACCAUUGAUGAUCACCACUAA